Messenger RNA from Ornithodoros turicata, 710 nucleotides. RefSeq lists its product as uncharacterized. The transcript is spliced from 5 exons. The record is from RefSeq and is a predicted model, not a curated record. The coding region runs from base 287 to 667 and encodes 126 amino acids. NCBI's taxonomy places the organism in Eukaryota, Metazoa, Arthropoda, Arachnida, Ixodida, Argasidae.
AGGAAAGCGUAAACUGCUGCUGGCGAUAUGUUUUGCCGCUUGUCUGCUUCUGUUCUUCGGCGCCCUGGCAACUGUUUUGAGCUCAAAGCAAGCCGAACAUACGGGAGAUGACGGCACGGAGUCCGAAGCUUACUAUCCCACGGCGCCCGCUGGAAACAUCCCUCAGUUGACACCGUCCUCUGGAGGUGGAGAGGCAUCAUCAGGAGAUGGGACAACACCAGGAGUUACAAGAGUGACACGAAAGCCUCUGCCACCUAGACCGUUGGUGUGCAGCUACAAGCGGGAUAUGAAACCGGAGUACCCUUAUCCUCCCGACGGGCUCUGCGACUUCCUUUUUCACACAUUUGGCUUGUUAGAGGAUGGCUUCAACUACAAUGAUUAUUACAAUAUUUACGACGAUGACCGAGCCGUACUCGAGAAAUUUAAGGAGGAGGGCGCAAAGUCCAAGAUAACUUCGUUCGGGAUCGAUAUCUACGAUCACUUUGAAAACAUGACUCGUCCUACAUUAAAUACAAAGAAGGGCAAGGACGCACUGCGAGAACUCUGGGACUUCAAAAUAGUACAUUACGCUAUUCUGGAUUACAUAAUUUUCAGUGCAGGUGGAAACUUUUCAGUGAGCGUCGCCAAGAUAGCAAAGUGUGACACAGAGACACAGAGGGAGAGAUAAAGGCCAACAAACGGUAAAGAUCGCCUCACGGCUCGGAAUUCGC